This is a messenger RNA of Ogataea angusta, 2040 nucleotides long. RefSeq lists its product as uncharacterized. NCBI's taxonomy places the organism in Eukaryota, Fungi, Ascomycota, Pichiomycetes, Pichiales, Pichiaceae. The transcript has a single exon. The record is from RefSeq and is a predicted model, not a curated record. Gene Ontology annotation, biological process: L-lysine biosynthetic process. Gene Ontology annotation, molecular function: homoaconitate hydratase activity; 4 iron, 4 sulfur cluster binding. Bases 1 to 2040 code for a protein of 679 amino acids.
AUGUCGAGACACUUUUCCACCAGUCUCGCACGGUGCCGCGGCCAGAACCUGGCCGAGAAAAUCGUCCAGAAGUAUGCCGUCGGCCUGGCUCCAGACAAGCUUGUGUACUCGGGUGACUACGUGAGCAUCCGGCCUGCGCACGUGAUGUCCCACGACAACUCGUGGCCCGUGGCGCUCAAGUUCAAAGGACUGGGCGCCAAGAAGGUCAAGGACAACCGCCAGAUUGUCAACACGCUGGACCACGACGUGCAGAACAAGACAGAGAAAAACCUGUCCAAAUACCACAACAUCGAGCAAUUCGCCAAGGAACAGGGCAUCGACUUCUAUCCUGCUGGACGAGGAAUCGGCCACCAGAUCAUGAUCGAGGAGGGCUACGCGUUCCCGUCGAACCUCACGGUGGCGUCUGAUUCGCACUCGAACACCUACGGAGGCAUAGGGUCGCUCGGAACGCCAAUCGUCAGAACCGACGCUGCCUCGAUCUGGGCCACCGGCCAGACCUGGUGGCAGAUUCCUCCCGUGGCCAAGGUCGAGCUCAAGGGCUCUCUUCCGAAGGGAGUCACCGGAAAGGACGUCAUUGUGUCGCUGUGCGGGCUUUUCAACAACGACGAGGUGCUCAACCAUGCGAUCGAGUUUGUUGGAGACGAGAUCCACAAACUGCCGAUCGACUACCGUCUGACGAUCGCCAACAUGACCACCGAGUGGGGGGCGCUGUCGGGGCUGUUUCCGAUCGACGAGACGCUCAUCAACUUCUACACCAAUCGACUGCUGAGACUGGGUCCUAACCACCCGCGGAUCAACCACGAGACCGUCGAGAAGCUGCGCCAGAACAAGCUGGCCGCCGACCCGGACGCGUACUAUGCCAAGACGCUGACUAUCGACCUCUCCACGCUGUCGCCGUACAUUUCUGGCCCAAACUCCGUCAAGGUGUCCAACUCGCUCAGCGACCUUUCUGCCAGGAACAUGAAGGUCGACAAGGCGUACCUGGUGUCCUGCACCAACUCCCGACUGAGCGAUAUCAAGGCUGCGGCCGAUAUCGUGCGCGGCCACAAGGUUGCUCCGGGAGUGAAAUUCUACAUCGCUGCAGCUUCGUCCGAGGUCCAGGCCGACGCCGAGGCCGCUGGUGCGUGGCAGACGUUGCUGGACGCCGGCUGCAUCCCGCUGCCAGCAGGCUGUGGCCCGUGUAUCGGUCUGGGCACCGGGUUGCUGGAGGAGGGUGAGGUCGGCAUUUCUGCUACCAACAGAAACUUCAAGGGAAGAAUGGGGUCCAAAGACGCCCUGGCGUUCCUGGCGUCUCCCGAGGUCGUUGCUGCCUCUGCUGUAGUGGGCAAAAUUGCGGCUCCCGAAGAGGUGGACGGAAAACCAUGUCCGCCGACCAGGGAGGUGAAGAAAACCAUUGUGGUCAACGAGAAGCCUCCAGCGACGGACGACACCGCCCAAUCCUCUGGAUCUGUCCUGCCAGGCUUCCCGGAAGAGAUCACCGGCGAGCUGGUGCUCUGUGACGCAGACAAUAUCAACACGGACGGUAUCUAUCCCGGCAAGUACACCUACCAGGACGACGUUCCAAGAGAGAAGAUGGCGGAGGUGUGCAUGGAGAACUACGACUCUGAGUUUGGGCAAAAGACCAAGGCCGGCGACAUCAUCAUUUCCGGGUUCAAUUUCGGUACCGGCUCGUCCAGAGAACAGGCUGCCACGUGCAUUUUGGCCAGAGACAUCAAGUUGGUGGUUGCAGGAUCGUUUGGUAACAUUUUUUCGCGAAACAGCAUCAACAACGCGCUUCUGACUCUCGAAAUCCCAGACCUCAUCAACAUGCUUCGCGACAGGUAUAGAGACAGCGAGCCUGAGCUGACGAGACGCACCGGGUGGUUCCUCAAAUGGAACGUUCCUAAAUCGCUGGUCACCGUGACCGACUCUUCGGGCGCCGUGGUGCUCGAGCAGAAGGUGGGCGAGCUGGGAACCAAUCUGCAGGAGAUCAUCAUCCAGGGCGGUCUGGAGGGCUGGGUGCGGUCUGAGCUGCAAAAAGAGGCCCAGCAGCAGCAAUAA